GGUCCGAUGCCGCUAUUUCCCAGUGGGCUCCGCGGAGUUUGCUGAGUCAGCGCCCGGUUUUUUCCUGCUAGACGCUGCGCCAGGGAGGCCACGUGGCGAGCAUUUUGGUUCUCGCCCUCAGACGUGGGUGGACACGGGUGACUGAGACGGUAGGAGACGGGGAAACCAGGUGUUGGAGGACCUGAGGCCAGUCUGAGCUAGAGCGGAGUGGACGGAAGACGACUUCAGCUGCCUUAAUUCAAACAUUUGGGAAAUUUUGAUGUGGCCCAAACUCCCACGACAAGUGCACUUUCAGGAUACAUUUCGUAGCAGAUUCUUCAGGAUGAGCAUCAGAGCUCCCCGCAGACUCUUGGAACUGGCAGGUCAGAGCCUGCUCAGGAGUGAGGCCUUGGCCAUCGCUGCUCUGGAGGAGCUGCCCAUGGAGCUCUUUCCGCCGCUGUUCACAGCCGCCUUUGCCGGGGGACACAACGAGAUCCUGAAGGCGAUGGUCCAGGCUUGGCCCUUCGCCUGCCUCCCCCUGGGGGCCCUCAUGAGGGAGCAGCAGCCUCACCAGGAGACCUUCCAAGCUGCGCUAGAUGGACUCGAUGUCCUGCUUGCCCAGGAGGUUCGCCCCAGGAGGUGGAAACUGCAAGUGCUGGAUUUACGGAAGAAGGCUCGCCAGAACUUCUGGACCGUGUGGUCUGGAACCAGGACUGGUAUAUGCUCCUUCUUGGAGCCAGAGGAGGCCCCACCCAUGAGGAAGAGGCAGAAAGUGGAUGGUUCAAGGGUGGGGCUGAAGCAGCCCUUGGCUCCAGUGGAGGUGCUCAUAGACCUUUGCCUCAAGGAAGGCACCCCUGACGAGUCCCUCACCUAUCUCAUUAAGAAAGUCAAGCAGAGGAGAGGUUUGCUACAUCUGUGCUGUAAGAAGCUGAAGAUUUUUGCAAUGCCGUUGCAGAAUAUUAAGAAGAUCCUGAAAAUGGUGCAGCUGGACUCGAUCCAGGAUUUGGAAGUGAAUUGCACUUGGAAGCUGUCCACCCUGGGGCAGUUUGCUCCUCACCUGGGCCAGAUGGGCAGUCUGCGCAGGCUCCUUCUGUCCCACAUCCACAUGUCUUCCCACACUACCCAGGUGAAGGAGGAGCAGUGUGUCAGCCAGUUCACCUCGCAGUUCCUCAGUCUGCACCACCUCCAGGAGCUCUAUUUGGACUCGAUCUCCUUCCUUGAAGGCCGCCUGGACCAGUUGCUCAGGUGCCUGAGGACCCCCUUGGAGACCCUGUCAAUAACUAACUGCCUGCUUUCGGAAUUAGACUUGACACAUCUGUCCCAGUGCCCGAACGUCAGUCAGCUGAAGGACCUGGAUCUCAGCGGGGUCAGCCUGACCUGUAUGAGUGCUGAGCCCCUUCAAGUUCUAAUAGAGAGAGCCUCCGCCACCCUCCAGGAUCUGGACUUAGAUGAGUGUGGGAUCAUGGACUCCCAGUUCAGUGCCAUCCUGCCUGCCCUGAGCCGCUGCUCCCAGCUCACGAUCUUCAGCUUCUGUGGAAACCCCAUCUCCAUGGCCGUUCUGGAGAACCUGCUGCGCCACACCAUCGGGCUGAGCAAGCUGAGUCACGUGCUGUACCCCGCCCCCCUGGAGAGUUAUGAGGACGUCUACGGCACCCUCCAUCUGGGCAUCCUGGCUCAUCUCCACGCCAGGCUGAAGCAGAUGCUGCAGGAGCUGGGACGGCCCAACAUGGUCUGGUUCAGUGCCAACCCCUGUCCUCACUGUGGCGACAGGACCUUCUAUGACCCGGAGCCCAUUCGGUGCCCCUGUUACCUGCCUGCCUAGCUGGGUGCACAUAUCAUAGGCUUUAUUCUGGGCACUUGGACGCUGAAGCCCAGACAUAAGUGCCUCUUGAAGUAACACAGAAGCCACAAUUUCAAAUAGCUUCUCAAUGUGAGCAGGGGAAAAGGAAGAGUGAUUCAGAGUUGGGGGAUAUUGCGUUGGGAGUUGAUGGGAUCUUUGGGGAGAUGCGUCUUAUUGAGUUAGAAAUAUGAAUCUGAAUUUCUAGGGGGAAAUUCUGGUUUGGGAAGUAGAUGUGGGAGUUAACCCUGCAUGGAUGGUUGUAAAGAAAUGGUCAGA
This is a messenger RNA of Ceratotherium simum simum (southern white rhinoceros), 2095 nucleotides long. The record is from RefSeq and is a predicted model, not a curated record. Lineage: Eukaryota; Metazoa; Chordata; Mammalia; Perissodactyla; Rhinocerotidae.